AUGAAGUCGGCCUUCGUGGGGGCUGCGCGUUUGACGGGUGACUGCGACUUGGCGGCGAGCGGCCUGGUGGCUGCGGGCGCCCCGCCGGGCCGGUCCCGGGGUGGCAGCGCCCAGACAGGGGCUGUGGAAGGGGCGGGGGGGGGGGGCGAAGACGUAGGUGCGGGGGUUUCUGUGCCGCGCAGGCGCAGAGCCCGCGAGCAGGUGGCCAGGGGUGGCCGGGCCGCUCCGGUGACCCAGCGGCGGUGCCGGGUGCUGGGAGGACAUACCCCGCUCUCAACGCUAGUGGUUGCGCGGCCCAAACACGGAGCGGAUCCGCGUCCGGACCAAGGCAUCGACUAUAAGACGACCACCAUCCUGCUGGACGGACGGCGGGUCAAGCUGGAGCUCUGGGACACGUCGGGCCAGGGCAGGUUCUGCACCAUCUUCCGGUCCUACUCCAGAGGCGCGCAGGGGAUCCUCCUGGUAUAUGACAUCACCAACCGCUGGUCCUUUGAUGGCAUUGACCGGUGGAUCAAGGAGAUUGAUGAGCAUGCACCUGGGGUUCCCCGGAUCCUGGUUGGGAACCGGCUGCACCUGGCCUUCAAGCGGCAAGUUCCAACAGAGCAGGCGCGCGCCUACGCAGAGAAGAACGGCAUGACCUUCUUCGAGGUCAGCCCUCUGUGCAACUUCAAUGUCAUUGAGUCCUUCACGGAGCUGUCUCGCAUCGUGCUCAUGAGGCACGGCAUGGAGAAGAUCUGGAGGCCCAACCGAGUGUUCAGCCUGCAGGACCUCUGCUGCCGGGCCAUCGUCUCCUGCACCCCCGUGCACCUCAUCGACAAGCUCCCGCUGCCUGUCACCAUCAAGAGCCACCUCAAGUCCUUCUCGAUGGCCAACGGCAUGAACGCCGUCAUGAUGCACGGGCGCUCCUACUCGCUGGCCAGUGGGGCGGCGGGGGGCAGCACCAAGGGCAACAGUCUCAAGAGGUCCAAGUCCAUCCGCCCCCCGCAGAGCCCACCCCAGAACUGCUCGAGGAGCAACUGCAAGAUCUCCUAGCGGGGUGGGCCGGGCGCCACGCCGUCCAGUUCGCUCCGGCAGGGCUCACGCUCGGGGAGCGUCUCUGGCCGGGCGCUGGGCCUGGCGCUGUGUGCAGGGAAGGCUUUGACCUCGCCGCCUCCUGGGAAGCGUGGGGGCUCACCUCGCGGCCAGGGGUCUCGGCCCAGCGCGCUCCGGAGGACCGGAGACAGCUGCGGGCGUCUUGGCGGAACACGCCUGCGACCCGAUAGUGCGGUGCAGCGGGGAAGUGCCCACGCGGCGGCUCUGCCCGGCCCCGGCCUCCAGGGGGCUGUGCUUGGGGACCCAGGGGGCCUGGCUCCCUUUCUUAUUUAUGUGGAAGAUGUUCACCUUUUUGUACGUUUUUAAAGGACAGACAGGGAGGCCUUGAUUCAGCGCCACGUGAGCCCCUGUCAGCUGUGGGGUCAAACUUCGGGACCUUGGGACAGGGAGGGGAUCUGAGGCAAACACGAGAGGAGCCCCCAGGCUUCACCCUCUGAAUUCAGACGCCUCACGUGGGGCGCAGGCUGUGCAGGGACGGGGAGGGGGGGACAUGUGGAAGCUCAUGGGGCCACGGCGGCCUCCGCCAGCCUUUCUGGGGCUGGUUCCUUGUGCCCCGCGAGGGGCUGGGGGCCGUUCACAGACUCCCCGGGGAAUGUUGGGGUUUCUCAGAAGGGGAUAGUGGGGUGCACCCCACCCCACGUCCCUCCACGUGUGCGGGCGGACAGGCUUCCCUCUGUGACUCUGCACCUUCCCUUCCGGUUCCGUUUCUGUCUGUUGCCACGAAUCCGGCUCAGAAUCUCCAAUGAGAAGGUGCAGCAGAUGCGCAGCGGGGCUGCCAGGCGCCCUGCAGGCCUGGACUGACCUGCCUGCCUGUCUUCUGGGCACCGGGACUGACUCUUCGCCAGCCUGUGUCCACUGACCCGGGGCGUGACCCCCAGCUGCUCCUUGCCUGGUGUCGCCCCUCGUGGUCACAUCACCAAAACCGCUCUGACACAUGUCGUAGCGGAGCGUCUCCUGGAGAGCCCGCCGGCCAGCCUCCUGCCGCCUGGUUGGUGACGGCCACCGGUCACACUGGUGCUCAGCUCUACCUCCUACUCACGGCCCCUCCCGGGCUCUGGGACUCUCCUGCGCUGGGGGUCCAGGAGGCGGGGUGGGGGCCACAGCCUGGGUGCGCAGGGGCGCCCAAGGUCCCGCCGGGAGGCCUGGCCUCGGGAGGCCCCGCCCACCCUGUCUUGCCCCCCAGGCCCCUUUUUUCGGACUUUGAACCCAGUCACAUAGACCAGUUUGAGGACGGGGACAGUCCUACGUUCACCUUAUCAACACUACCUUUCGCUGCUGACACACCAUUCCUGUGCUCAUUUUGGACGGUUUUUGUUUCUUUGUACAGUAAACCUAAUUCAGCUCUGCU
Messenger RNA from Suricata suricatta (meerkat), 2440 nucleotides. It is a transcript of the gene RAB40C, whose product is annotated as RAB40C, member RAS oncogene family. Gene Ontology annotation, biological process: protein localization to plasma membrane; intracellular signal transduction. Bases 1 to 1032 code for a protein of 343 amino acids. The transcript is spliced from 7 exons. The record is from RefSeq and is a predicted model, not a curated record. Gene Ontology annotation, molecular function: GTP binding; GTPase activity. Lineage: Eukaryota; Metazoa; Chordata; Mammalia; Carnivora; Herpestidae. Gene Ontology annotation, cellular component: endosome; plasma membrane; synaptic vesicle.